CCCGCCUCCCGCGCUCACGGCACCGGGCGCGGGGCUGCUGGCAGCCAGGGGCCCGCGGGAACCAUGCUCCGGGGGCUGGCGGGAGCCUGGGCCGUGCUCGUCGCGCUGCUCUGGGGCUGCGGGCUGGCGCUGCUGCAGGGCGGGAUGCUCUACCCCCGGGAGAGCCGGUCGCGGGAACGCAAGGAGCUGGACGGCCUCUGGAGGUUCCGCGCCGACUUCUCCCAGAACCGGCGCCAGGGCUUCGAGCAGCAGUGGUACCGGACGCCGCUGCGGGAGUCGGGCCCCAGCCUGGACAUGCCAGUUCCCUCCAGCUUCAACGACGUGGGCCAGGAUAGGCGGCUGCGGAGCUUUGUUGGCUGGGUGUGGUAUGAACGGGAGACCACCUUGCCCCAGCGAUGGACCGAGGACCUGGGCACAAGAGUGGUGCUGAGGAUCGGCAGCGCCCACUACUACGCCAUCGUGUGGGUGAAUGGGGUCCAUGUGGCAGAGCACGAGGGGGGCCAUCUCCCCUUCGAGGCUGACAUCAGCAAGCUGGUCCAGAGUGGGCCCCUGUCCUCCUGCCGCAUUACCAUCGCCAUCAACAACACGCUCUCCCCCAACACCCUGCCACCAGGGACCAUCCUCUACAAGACGGACACCUCCAAGUACCCCAAGGGUUACUUUGUCCAGAACACAAACUUUGACUUCUUCAAUUACGCGGGACUGCAUCGGACUGUGCUACUCUACACCACGCCUACCGCCUACAUCGAUGACAUCACCGUCACCACCCACGUGGACCAAGACACUGGGCUGGUGAAUUACCAGAUCGUCAUCCAGGGCAGUGAGCACUUCAAGCUGGAAGUGUGUCUUCUGGAUGAGGAAGGCAAUGUCGUGGCCAAGGGGACAGGAGGCCGGGGCCAGCUGCAGGUGCCCAGUGCCCACCUCUGGUGGCCAUACCUGAUGCACGAGCACCCUGCCUACCUGUACUCGUUGGAGGUGAAGCUGACCGCACAGACAGCUGCUGGCUUUGUGUCUGACUUCUACACCCUCCCCGUGGGGAUCCGCACUGUGGCUGUCACAGAGAGCCAGUUCCUCAUCAACGGGAAGCCUUUCUAUUUCCACGGGGUGAACAAGCAUGAGGAUGCAGACAUCCGAGGGAAGGGCUUUGACUGGCCGCUGCUGGUGAAGGACUUCAACCUGCUUCUCUGGCUGGGCGCCAAUGCCUUCCGCACCAGCCACUACCCCUACGCAGAGGAGGUGAUGCAGCUCUGCGACCGCUAUGGGAUCGUGGUCAUCGACGAGAGUCCCGGCGUGGGCAUCGUGCUGGCCCAGAGCUACAGCAACGUGUCUCUGCAGCACCACCUGGAGGUGAUGGAGGAGAUGGUCCGCAGGGACAAGAAUCAUCCGGCUGUUGUGAUGUGGUCUGUGGCCAACGAGCCCGCUUCCUUCCUGAAACCGGCUGGUUACUACUUUAAGACGCUGAUUGCCCACACCAAAGCCUUGGACCCCUCCCGGCCCGUGACCUUUGUGACCAACUCCAACUAUGAAGCAGACCUGGCGGUGCCAUACGUGGACGUCAUCUGUGUGAACAGUUACUACUCCUGGUAUCAUGACUACGGGCACAUGGAAGUGAUUCAGCUGCAGCUGGCAACCCAGUUUGAGAGCUGGCAUAAGACCUACCAGAAGCCAAUUAUUCAGAGUGAAUACGGAGCAGAAACCAUCACAGGGUUUCACGAGGAUCCACCUCUGAUGUUCAGUGAAGAGUACCAGAAAGGCCUGCUUGAGCAGUAUCACGUGGUUCUGGAUCAGAAACGAAAAGAAUAUGUGGUUGGAGAGCUCAUCUGGAAUUUUGCUGAUUUUAUGACUGACCAGUCACCACAGAGGCCAAUAGGGAAUAGAAAAGGGAUCUUCACUCGUCAGAGACAACCGAAAAGUGCAGCAUUCCUGUUGCGAGAGAGAUACUGGAAACUUGCCAAUGAAACCAAGUACCACCGGUCAGCUGUGAAGUCACAGUGCGUGGGAAACAGCCCGUUUACUUUUUAAGUGAGAACUACCUCUCUGCUGACAAGGGCUCUGUCAGCCCCUCCUUCCCAAGUAGGGGGCGACUUCCACAGGACACAGAGCAAGCGCUUCCUGGACUGUGCAUGGCAGACCGGGAAGUUUCUGGUCUGGAUUUUGUAGUCAUUUGCUAGAAGGGAACGUUAGAGGUGAAAAUAAAGGCUUUUGUAGUAUGAGAAUAAAGAGUUGGCUUAAAAGUGACCAUCCAUAAAUUCAAUGAUGGGUACUGCUGAAGCAUCAGAAAUUGUUUUUCUGUGUCAGGCUGUUUUCAUGGCCUUAACCGAGUACAGAGUCUUGAGAAACCUCUACUUCAGCACUCGCCACAAUCAGAGUCGCUGGUUACAGACUGUGUGCUGCCACAGGAACAGCCCUGCUGCUUUAGAGCCACCUGUGCUCAGAUGCCACCUGUGCUUUAGGCGAGCCUUGACUUGAGUGGGUGACAGUAAAAGACAAGUGCUAGUAACUCCACAGAUAAGCCGAAGUCCCAGCAAAUUCACAGAAAGUAGUAUCAUGCUGGAAUAAUGCACAAGGUCGAGGUACCAGUUUCCAGAGUUAAGCUGACAUGUAAGCAUAAGAAAGGUAAGAGUUGAGGAAUGUCAGAAUUGGAAGGGAGCUGAGAGGUUACCAGUUCUUCUGGGACGUUCUUCCAACCUCAGCCAUAGUUUUUUCUGGACUGAGAGGGAUAGAUGGGCAUAGAAGCCCACUGGGCCAUCACAGCUGACUCCAGUGAAUGUGAUGAGGCCUCUUCAAACGGACUGGGCCUGCAGACAAGUAGGACAGGCUUUUGUACCUCUGGGUGAUGCCACCUGCUCUGCUGCUGAGGAUUCUCUUUCCUUAUGUAAUCUUUCCUCCUCCUCCUCUUCCACAGGCUCCAUUAAGGCAAGUAAGGCACAUUGUUUGUAAGAGUUCAGUGUUCAUCUAUCUUGGUUUAAAGCUGAAAGCUUUGGAAAAAUACUGUCCAAUCAAAUAGAAGACCAUGAAACAAAACAAUUCUUAAUACAGAGCUUGAUCCACUUCACUUGCAGGGAAUUUCACAUCUCAGCACAUGCCCUUUUGUACCCUUCCUUUCCAAGCUCCGUGAAAGAAACAGUACAGAUCAUUUAACCUCAUUUUAGUGGCCGUCUUUAGACCAUUUUUAAGAAAUGAGAGUAUAGUCAGUUCAAAUAAUAAGUUAGGAAUUCUAGUGGUUACAUAUUCCUUUCAUUGCCACUAAAGUCCCUUGGAGUAAUCAAGUUUUGCGUUCCAGUUUAAUGUCAAGGAAUAAUAUAUAAAACUCUUUACUUGACAAACAUUUAAAAAAAAACUAAACAUCACAAACACACUUAAAUGUUUUACAAAUUAGAGGUAAGGUCCAUUUCUUAAGUCCUAAGGUUCUAACACAGGGCACAUUUGUUCUAUUCAAUAAAAUAUGGCUAAUUGUAUUUCAAAUGGAAUCAUCUUUCUUACAGAUGUUAACUUUUUAGAAGAUUAUAACAGUGGAGUGUUCGAGAUGAGCUAAAGUAAAGCAGUGGGAAAACAGCUGAUUAAUACAUUCUAUGUGCUUACAGAACUGUAAGCAGUAACAUCUUUUUCAUUAAUUCUUGACAACCACAUACGUCGUAAGUCAAUAGGAAUUCCAAGAACUAGAAUCUCUGAGAAUUCUGCUUGUGUCUUCUCUAAGUUACAUAUAAUUUAAGAGAAGAAUCAACUCAGUACACCUGUAGAAAUACAUUCUACAGUACACCUGUAGAAAUACAUUUCAGUACACCUAGAAAUGAAGCUAAAGAAACAAUUUCAAGAAUAAUUUAUAAGACUGAAUUAAUUUCUGCUUUUUUGAAAUGCAAUACUGCAGUAUAAGAAUGAGGGCAGCACAACUUCCACAGGUAACUUCUACAUUUAUUUUAUACCAAAAAGUUAUGUGCAACAAAUAAACAUUCUUACAUAUUUACAUUUGUUUUUACCAGUUAGCAAAACUGUGUCCUAAAUCUCUGAUAAAGAAUAUGUCUAUCUAUAUUAAAGGGGAAAUGUGCCCAGUGAACUCCAUUUUAAAUGAAUGUUUACUCUGGAGCUUAAAAGCACUAGUAAUAAAUAUUUUUGAUGGAACGUACUAUACAGAUCAUACACCUAAUACUUAGGCCAUGCUUAAUAGUUUUAUAACAAAACAUUUCACCUUUUCUGGGCUAAUUUGUCGAAAAAAAUGUUUAACCAAGUAGCCUGGACUCCUACCCCGCCCCCUUUGAUAUAUUGAAGGGUAGCUCUCACAAAUUAGGAAUCAUAAGUGCUGCCUAAAAUAUCUGAAUAGAAAUGCUUUACCAGUGCUUGCCUGUUGGGGAGAAAUACACGAGGACAAAGACAAUAUUAGGUAUUCCUUCCCAAAUAGGUUACCAAAAAUGAUAGUGGGUUUCUUGUUGGCAUUUGUUCAAUACUGAUUUUUCAGGACAAGAUCUGUCAGCAUUCAUUGGUGUCAAGCUUUACUGAAGACAACUUUGCACUUUUGCUGAUAGUCUUAAAAAUAAAUGAAAUACAAGAAAACUAAAGCCAACUAACAAUUUUAAUUUCACUGUAGUCUUGGUCCUGUAUCCUACCUAGUAGGUCCAAGGAUCUCUUGUACCAAAUGAUAGAUCUUUAUCUCUUUGUAAGAAAAUAGUCAAUGCUUUCAACAUCCUUAGAAGUAAUGGAUUUAAGGAGAGGCUCUAUACAUCAAGUAAAAGUAAUUCCUGGCACACGGCUAGGUAAACCUGAGUUAUUUCACCAGACGUUUACCCUCACUGAUAGCAACUAGCUUCAAUGAAAAAUACCAAACCCUCCAAACCACCUAGAUUCCCUAGAAUUUAUCAUCUAACUACAACUUCUCUUAUUUCUUCAAAUGAUAGGACUGUCAAAUAGAUAAGAGGCUUCGUUGUUACAAAUCAUUUCGAAAACCAAGAAGCAGAAAUUCAAUUUCUUCCCUAAUCUGUUCUU
Mesoplodon densirostris (Blainville's beaked whale) is the source of this 4977-nucleotide messenger RNA. RefSeq names its product glucuronidase beta (gene GUSB). Bases 64 to 2022 code for a protein of 652 amino acids. The record is from RefSeq and is a predicted model, not a curated record. The transcript is spliced from 12 exons. Gene Ontology annotation, molecular function: carbohydrate binding; beta-glucuronidase activity; signaling receptor binding. Lineage: Eukaryota; Metazoa; Chordata; Mammalia; Artiodactyla; Ziphiidae. Gene Ontology annotation, biological process: carbohydrate metabolic process; glucuronoside catabolic process.